UUUUCCCAACUUUUCACUUUGAUAACAUACAUUUUAAACAUUUCUUACAUUAAACCAGUGACAGCAACAUGUUUGACUCCUCGAAUUACGAAACGUGUAGCGGUCCAUAAAGAAACAGAUACAUUAUGUGUUUGUGUGUGUGUAUGUAUGUGUGUGCGUGCGUGUGUGUUU
This is a messenger RNA of Candidula unifasciata, 171 nucleotides long. The record is from the annotation of a GenBank genome assembly. NCBI's taxonomy places the organism in Eukaryota, Metazoa, Mollusca, Gastropoda, Stylommatophora, Geomitridae.